AUGCCACUACCCUCUUUGGCGGCGCUGUCCGCCAACACCAACGAUGCUGUAUCUGGCUCGGACAACCCUGUUGUAGCUGCCCCAGACGUCGACGCCAUGAAGCGAGGGCCCGAAGACCCCUAUAAGAGGACCGAACAAUCUGACAUUUGCGAUGCCUUUGGAAAAGUGAGUGGUAGUGAAAUCCUAAGUUACAACGCAUUCAUUAAGAUUGGCAAGCAAGGAAUGUUCGCCGCCACACCCCGAGCUCUAAAGACCAGUGUUGACGCCCUCGCCGACGAGAUCAUUGACGAAGUGCCCACUUGUGCGGGUAAGGCGAAGAGUGACACUUCUGAUCUGGAUGACACCCUAGAGAAGGCUCUCAACGCCUAUGCUUAG
Pestalotiopsis fici W106-1 is the source of this 375-nucleotide messenger RNA. RefSeq lists its product as uncharacterized. The transcript is spliced from 3 exons. Lineage: Eukaryota; Fungi; Ascomycota; Sordariomycetes; Amphisphaeriales; Sporocadaceae. The coding region runs from base 1 to 375 and encodes 124 amino acids. The record is from RefSeq and is a predicted model, not a curated record.